UCCCCGGUCUUCGUCCAGUGGCUCGAGUGCGUCGCCUGGGUGCUCAGGCAGUUCCCGCGGGCCUUCGAGUUCAGCGAGGCGCUCCUCGUCUUCGUCGCCGACGGCGCGGCGAGCGGCCUCUUCGGCACGUUCCUCGGCGACACGGAGCGCGACCGCAAGUGGGUCAUGCGGUGCCCGAAGCGGACGGUGAGCCUCUGGACCUACGUCCUCAACGCGCCGGCGAAGCCCCACUACCUCAACGCGACGUACCAGGCCUUCCACGGGCCCCUCUGGCCCAGCGCGUCCCAAAAGCGCGCGGCCGUGUGGCACGAGUACUAC
Molecule: messenger RNA, 318 nt
Organism: Aureococcus anophagefferens
Lineage: Eukaryota; Pelagophyceae; Pelagomonadales; Pelagomonadaceae
Exons: 1
Source: RefSeq, a predicted model, not a curated record